CUGAAUGCCAGGGUGCGCUCACGUGACCAGGGCUGGCCUGACGUGGUCGCCAUCUUGCAGCUUGGAGAGAAACUUAGGAAUUUGGCUUGAAUUUCGCCUGGUCUAAGGAUCUGUGACCUUCCUAGGGGCGCUUUCGGGGUUGUGUACGUUCAAGUGCCUUGGCCGUGUUGGAUCGGACGGAGCUCGGGGUUUGUCAGGCCUGGAUUUAGCGGCGAGCGGCUGUGUUAAGUGCCGAGGAACGGAGCUGGUGUUGGUUUGAGACCGAGGAAUUUGAACCGAGCAUUCGCAGGAAGGGAGCGAGGAUGCCCGUCAGAAAACAAGACGCCCACCGGGCACUGGAGCUACUAGAAGAUUACCACGCCAAGUUAACCAAACCUGGAGACCGCCAGCUUCGCGCUGCCAUCGAGCGAGUCAUCCGCAUCUUUAAAAGUCGUCUGUUUCAGGCUUUACUGGAUAUCCAGGAGUUCUAUGAAGUGACACUCCAGGAUGGGACCAAGACGACGGAUCAGAAGACUCGGGAAACCAUUGAGAUCGCCAACAAGUGGGAGGUCGACGCCCCUCUAACCGCACGCAGGCCCACCGAGGAAAUUCUAAGAGCCUUAGCCUUACAAGACAAACAGAACCAAGAGCUGGCCCGGCAGAAGGCGGCUGCCCCCCCUCCCCGCCCAGUGCCGCCCCAGCACUACCAGCCAGUCCAGCCGGUUCAAACCAUCCAAGUUGCAGAUGUGGCGGCCACCGCCCCGCCCGUUGCCAUGGCAGCACGGCAGCCGGUUGCCAUGGCACCCCCGGCCGUUAAGAAGCCGCCCCCGCUGCGGUUCGAUGUGGAGAAGCCCGUGGUGGCUGCGCCAGUCGCUGCCUCAGCUCCGGUUCAGGUGAACGGAGCGGCCGAUGACUGGGAGUAUGAGGAGAUUGUGUUGGAGAGGGUAAGUGGAGGCACCCAGGGCCUGGGGUUCAGCAUUGCCGGAGGAAAUGACAACCCUCACAUCGGGGACGACCCCUCCAUCUACAUCACCAAGCUGAUUCCUGGCGGGGCGGCAGCAGCCGACGGCAAGCUCAGGGUGAAUGACAUCAUCGUGCAAGUUAACGAGGCAGAUGUGAGCGAUGUGACCCACUCGCUGGCCGUCGACGCGCUGAAGAAGGCCGGCUCCACCGUCAGGCUGCUCGUCAGGAGGCGGCGCAUUCCGUACGAAGCUGUGCAGGACAUUGAACUGGUCAAGGGCACUAAAGGCCUGGGGUUCAGCAUUGCCGGGGGUGUGGGGAACCAGCACAUCCCUGGCGACAACGGGAUUUUCGUCACCAAGAUUAUCGAUGGCGGGGCAGCGCAGCAGGACAGCAGGCUUCUGGUCGGUGACCGGCUGAUCGCGGUAAACGGCAUCACCAUGGAGAACGUGACACAUGAAGAGGCCGUCUCAACCCUGAAGUCCACCGCCGACACCGUCAUGCUCACCAUCGCUAGGGGUCCCGGGUUCAUGAACGACUUUGCGGUUACGGAGGAGUCAGUGAUGAGCAUGCCCGUGGCCAUGUCAGCCCCGCCUGCAGCGCCCCCUGUAGGGAACGACGUGUACAGCACCGUCGACAAGGGCAAGGUCGACAUCCUGGACUCGUACGCAGGAAAACCGCCGGAACCCCUCAUGGUGUCCGAGGACGAAACCAUCACGAGGGAACCCCGUACGGUGACCUUGAAGAAAGGGAACACCGGUUUAGGGUUCAACAUCGUGGGAGGAGAAGAUGGGGAGGGCAUCUUCAUAUCUUUCAUCCUGGCCGGCGGGGUCGCCGACCUCAGUGGAGAGCUCAGGAGAGGAGACCAGAUCUUAUCGGUAAAUGGAGAGGACCUGUCGACCGCGACACACGAGGAGGCAGCGGCCGCCCUGAAGGGAGCCGGCGACACAGUCACAAUCGUCGCCCAGUACAGGCCAGAAGAUUAUAACCGGUUUGAGGCGAAGAUCCACGACCUUCGGGAACAGAUGAUGAACAGCUCGGUCAGCCCCGGCAGCCUGAAAACCAGCCAGAAACGGUCGCUCUAUGUUAGGGCUCUGUUUGACUACGACAAGACGAAGGACUCCGGGCUGCCGAGCCAGGGACUCAGCUUCAAGUUCGGCGACAUUCUGCACGUGGUGAACGCCAGCGACGACGAGUGGUGGCAGGCGCGGCUCGUCACAGCCACAGGAGAGGAGGAGGGCCUCGGAGUCAUCCCCAGCAAGAGGAGAGUGGAGAGGAAAGAAAGAGCUCGGUUGAAACAAGUCAAGUUUACCAGAGGAACACUCGAGCCUGGGAGCAGGUCAUCAUUGAGCGACAAAAGGAAGAAAAAUCUGGUUUUGUCUCGGAAAUUCCCCUUCUACAAGAACAAAGAUUCUGACAUGGACACAAGUGAUAUGGAACAGGUGUCCACUAACGCCAGUGAUAGCGAGAGUAGCUACCGUGAAAUUACUGGCGAAUCGGAGGGGGGAGUCGAUGAACCAGUUCUGUCAUAUGAAGCUGUUGUACAACAAGAGUUGAAAUACACAAGACCAGUGAUCAUACUGGGGCCAUUGAAGGACCGCGUAAAUGAUGACCUCAUCUCAGAGUUUCCUGACAAGUUCGGUAGCUGUGUACCACACACGACGCGGUCGAAGCGGGAAUACGAGGUGGACGGCAGGGACUACCACUUCGUGGCGUCGCGGGAACAGAUGGAGCGCGACAUCCAGAACCACCUCUUCAUCGAGGCGGGGCAGUACAACGACAACCUGUACGGAACCAGCGUGGCUUCCGUUAAAGAAGUAGCAGAUAAGGGCAAGCAUUGUAUCCUGGACGUCUCCGGAAACGCCAUCAAGCGUCUGCAGGUGGCCCAACUCUACCCCGUCGCCAUCUUCAUCAAACCCAAGUCUAUCGAGUCUAUUAUGGAAAUGAACAAGCGAAUCACAGAAGAGCAGGCCAGGAAAACGUACGAGCGUGCGCAGAAGCUUGAGCAGGAGUUCGCUGAGUACUUCACGGCCAUCGUGCAGGGCGACACCAUCGACGAGAUCUACGACAAGGUCAAGGGCGUGAUCCAGGACAACUCGCAGCAGACCGCGUGGGUUCCCGCCAAGGAGAAGCUCACGUGAAGCAGCGUCUCGUCCCGGAGCGAACGGGCGCCGGCGGGGGGGAGGGGGGCGCACCAGGCAGCUGAAAAACAUCCAAACCCACACACUGGGUUUUAGUCAUUUUUGGCAACUCCCCAGGGGUGGAGCAUUUAGAACUUCCUGUUGGUCAUUUCCUCAUCAAGCAAGAAGCAAUACUCAAAUCUGGACCAUACCACUGUAGGAAGGGGGGGGGACACAUUUUCAUGAAUUUCCUUAUAUGGGCAUUCGGGAUGCCAUUAAGCCAUCUCCAAAUUUCCUUAUAUGGGCAUUGGGACACAACUCAGCCAUCAGCAAAUUUCCUUAUAUGGGCAAUUAUCUCCAAAUUUCCUUAUUUGGACACAACUCAGCCCUGAUUGGCUGUAACCAUAGUGAUGGGAGGAUGAUUGACAGCUGCCUGUUACCCCGGCAACCCGUCCGUUCGGCCAAUGAGGGGGAGGGAUGAGAAUCGGGGUCGUAACUAUGCACAGACGAGACGGGGGACGUUACGUACUACGUUAGCGAGACGUUGUGUCUUCUUCUGCACGUGCCAAGAAGGGCAGGGCGAUCGACGCGCCUGUCAACGUUCUUAACCGCGGGAGAAGAUGUCUUUAAGUGGGGACUCGGGGACAAGUUUUUACAACAGGCAGAGAUCGUAGACUAGUCUUGAUUGAUUCUUCCCUCACUUUUAACUCUUUGGAGCGGCAGCUGCAGUUCUUACACCAGCUGCCAGGGGUCUCUUCUAGGCAGACCCAGAGAAACCAAAGUUGUUCCUUUUACCAGAUUUGACCGAUGAGAAUUGGACACUAGCAGGCAGCUGACGGCCAUUUGGCGUUGGAAGACCCAAAACUCCCUUUGAAAACCAGGAAAGGAAAAAGGCAGGGGGCAGUUUAGAGCCCCCAAAAUGUUACACCCAGCCCCCAUAUUGUUUAACAUGGAGGUUAGUGUGGAUAGAAGGAGGGAAAGAAAGGUUGAGUGAGAAAAAUUCACAGAAAUCACGACGGAGGCAGGCGGUAAGGGCACAAAGGAAGAUUUUGGGCUGACUCUGUAGAUUUGCUUGUAUUGAUAAAAAUUGUACAGUACAAAAGUUUAUAAAUGUGUUAGUGAUAGCAUGAGACCAAGAUUCACCAAAAAUUUAUUUUCCACUAUGAGAAAAAACUACAAAGGUCGUAGGGUCACCUGGAGGUCAGAGGUCAUCUCCACGGUAAUGCAUGGUAGGGCUUCCAUUGGUCCGUAUCCUCACACUCUGUUUGUCUGCUGUUUAAUUUGGACCAAUGACAGCGCAGCUCGUCCAGGCAUGUAAAGUUUUCCACCUUGUAAACUUCCUCAGACUGAAGUAAGACGUAACACUAUCUUUCCGACUUGUGAAAAGCAAUCUCUCUUUAAGACUCCUUUAAGUGUAUAAAAAGAAGACGAGAACAAAGCGUCCGACACUUUGUGUGACUCACUUAAGACUUCUUACUAAACCUGAGGAUCUGGAGUUGAGAAGUUUCCUGUCUUGUAUGUAUGACUAACCUGCAUGCUUCACGUUUGGACCAGCGCAAGCCGAAAACUUCAGACCUGGGAAUGUUCCACUUUCCACGCAAGGAAAAAAAAAACGGCACAAAAAUAUCUCUUCCUGACACAGACAGACCCGUGGUUUAGCCGACAGGACGGAAGGAGGGGGGGUGGGGAUGUGUUUACUGUGGUUGCCAUAGCAACAUGAACAGUGGACCAGUCCACGUGGUUUGUAGGGGGAGAAGGGUCCAUUUUGAGACCAGAAGCUUCAGCCUGCCUCGGUGUAGUCCAGAUUUUGUGAAGAACAUAGAAACGACUUUUUCUAGACAACGAAAGUUUCAAAACUUCAAAUGCAGCUUUGUUCCCCCCCAUGGCCUUUCUAUAAUGGAAGAUCCCACUGUGCAUACUCCCCUUCCUGCUUGAUUGUAGAGCGGCCCUGCAAGCUGCCUUCCCAUUGGCUACCGUAGAGUGAAACUAAAGGCCUAUUGGUUGCCUACUUAAAACCAGCCAAUGGGAAUCCUGCUUCCAGGGCAGAACCUAUUUAAAUCGGCAGAGCUGCAUGGGUGUUGGUUAUUUUUAUAGUGUAGUGAUACAAAGAAGAGGCUUAUACUUAACUGAAAAAAAUUGAUGGCAAACUUGAAUUUCUUCUUACAACCCGAUGUGAUUUCUGGUAACUAAGGAAAGCGGCUUUCCUGUGCAGCAUGUGUAGUUUCUUGUUUGUAUGUAAGUAGUGAGUAACUAUGGCAACGAUCUCCGUGGCAAUAUCUUAUAUCCUGUCUCAGCGUAGUGCAGUACCUGGUGUGUCCGCCAGGCCGCGCUAAGUUCUGUAGUGGACAGCGUUAUAAUAUAACUACUUAUGCUGACUGUAAUUUUGCCAUCAAAUCGCACGUGUGUACGACUGACUAAAAUUGAAUUAUAAUAGAAGUUGACAUAAAAUUGCUGACUUUUGUGAAAUCUCUUUAUGGUAUUUUUGUCUUCUUCCCAGGAAUGUUGCAUUUUGUAAAUCCUGCGUUGGUCCCUCCUACAUGACUUUGUGUCGACCAGUUUGUGUUUUUGCGACCGAAAGUUUGUCCUGAGCCGCCCUGAUAUCGCAGAGGUGGUCUGUACACAGCUAUGUUAACAGGACUUACAAUAAAUACACUUAACAACAA
Messenger RNA from Branchiostoma belcheri (Belcher's lancelet), 5722 nucleotides. Its product is annotated as disks large homolog 1-like. The record is from RefSeq and is a predicted model, not a curated record. The transcript has 26 exons. Gene Ontology annotation, molecular function: kinase binding. The coding region runs from base 303 to 3080 and encodes 925 amino acids. Gene Ontology annotation, biological process: chemical synaptic transmission. Gene Ontology annotation, cellular component: neuron projection; postsynaptic density membrane; neuromuscular junction. NCBI's taxonomy places the organism in Eukaryota, Metazoa, Chordata, Leptocardii, Amphioxiformes, Branchiostomatidae.